This is a messenger RNA of Clonostachys solani, 1515 nucleotides long. The record is from the annotation of a GenBank genome assembly. NCBI's taxonomy places the organism in Eukaryota, Fungi, Ascomycota, Sordariomycetes, Hypocreales, Bionectriaceae.
AUGUCGCUCUUCUUACGGACCCUGUUAGAACGCCCAGAUCUCAGGUCUCAUGUGCUGCAUAUCGAGUGCCAGUUUUUCCUAAGGCUACAAGGCGCUCUUUCACCCGAGACACCCCCGGAUCUCUUGCAAACAUUGCGUGAGAAAUCCCUCAAUAUCUAUGAACAAGCGAUCCGGGGGGCAAGAUCGCUAUCAGACUUGAACGCAGCUGUCCUGGACUUUGUGGCCUACUCUGGCGACGAAGCACCGAGUGACCUUGGCGAACGGUGUCUUGCUGCCAUCCUUUGCCUUGUGCCCAAUAUCCAGUCUCUAGCCCUCCCCCCUCUUCCUCGCCCUGAGUGGUGUGUCUCGGGCUGGGCUGACGAUGCCGCUGUCGAGGUGAAGGACGAUGCUUCUGACUGGGGUGAUGAAGAUGUAAUAAAUGGCGAGUACCAAACACUCAAUGCUUUGCUUGGACUACUCCGCGAAUAUGACAGUGCUUCGCACAAAGUAUUGCACGGGUUGACGCAUCUGCGAUUCACGUAUUGCCCUAACUAUAUACCCGACAACUUCUCCAAUAUGAGACAAGGGCUCCUACCAUCAGCAGUCGAAUGGCCUCGAUACACAUUCCGGAUCUCUGCAUGCCUUAAUCUCCUUCGAUGCCCGAACCUGAUGGAGGUCGUCAUAGACUCUCUUGGGACGCUGAAAGACUUCCAUGGAAUUCUUCCACCUCUCGCCUCUGCACCGGGCUACAACUUCCAAAGGCUUCACCUCAUCACCUCGUCGAGCACUGAGCUCGCACUUGACAAGAUCAGCAGCAUGCUGCGCCUAUCUAAGCUCACUGUACACUGCCCAGACCAUGCACCGAGCACCAAGGACCGAGAUAAGAGAGCAGUUGCAGGACGCUCGGGCGGCUACACUGGCCCACCCCUCUGGGACUCAGCGUUGACCAAGCUGGCGGAUAAUCUCGUUGCUCUUGACCUGCACAGCUUCUGCACCUCCCGAAACAUGGAGCAUUUCCAUCUGACCUGCCUCAAGUCCAUGUCACAGCUGCAGCAUCUGUCCAUCUGCCUCCCACUCGUCAACCCCGUCGAGAAAUUCCAAUCGCGUCCGCUCCAUGCCGUUCUGCCCUCCUCACUUAAAUCGCUGCACUUAUAUGACUGGACCUGGCACCCGACCAACGACAUGGUCGAACAGCUUGGCAAAUUGGAUGUGUUUACUGCUCGUGAGCUUGAAAGCUAUAUAUCUUCCGAAGAAAUUUUGCGCCUGUAUACAAGAGCGUUGGCGGAUGUUCUACACACAUUUAGCUUGGCUUGCAAAGUGUCACACCCGAGCCUGCGGUCUCUCAGGGUAUUCGCUUUCAAGCUCGAGCCUAGACCGUCAUUGUUUAAGGACCCGGUGCCCAUGGAAGGCAUCAUGCCGGACCAGAAAGACAUAGAGUGUGUUUAUGAGGCUAACGGGGUCAAGUUUCAGGGACAUGUACUAGGAAAUGUUGAAGCAUCACCAUUCCGGGGCGCGUAUGCAGAACUGUACGAAUAG